Molecule: messenger RNA, 1887 nt
Organism: Aureobasidium melanogenum CBS 110374
Lineage: Eukaryota; Fungi; Ascomycota; Dothideomycetes; Dothideales; Saccotheciaceae
Exons: 2
Biological process (GO): positive regulation of transcription by RNA polymerase II; DNA-templated transcription
Cellular component (GO): nucleus
Molecular function (GO): sequence-specific DNA binding; DNA-binding transcription factor activity, RNA polymerase II-specific; zinc ion binding
Source: RefSeq, a predicted model, not a curated record
GCGCGUAAACGGCAGAAAGUCACGCGAGCUUGCGACGUCUGCAAAUCAAGAAAGAAACGCUGCACCGGCGAUCAACCAUGUGCGCCAUGUAUUAAGGUGAGAGGUAGAUGCACGUACGAGGCUCAGUACAAUAGAGGAAUUGCUAUUCCUCCGUCUCCUGCGUCAUCGGGAUACGUUCAUUACCCAACUCAAACUGCAUCUAAUCAAAUCACAUCUGGACCUCUACACUCGGUCACUCAAGAACCUUCCGGUGUUCACCAGACUCCUUCUCAAAACGGCGGGACGGGCCAAUCAGCUAGAAGGCAAUCCUCUAGGGAUGCUCCGUCGUCUCGUGUCCAGCCAGAACACGAGACAGCUACUGAUUUGUUAGUAUCAAUUCACCCUUCUCUGGACGCACCAGAAGCAGCCGGAACUAUCAACGAACAGUACCUUGGACCUUCCAGUGCUCAAUCUUUCUUGAAUCAAGCAUUAAGAAGCUCCGACCAGGCACAGAAUCUUCUUACACGCCCCUUGUCGAGUGCCGAAACAGACACAUCAACCUUAUCAUUCGGCGAUGCAACAAUCGACCGGCCAGACAUCACGCAGUUUGUUUGGCCUGAUCACACGGUUGCCAGCCAGCUUCUUGAUAGGUACUUCGAAUUUGCAUCACCAACAUAUCGAUACAUGCAUGAACCUACCGUACAUCGAUGGCUGGAUCGAAUCUACGACAAAGCCGAUGUGCCAAUUUCUGCUCAAGCGUGUAUCUUACUGAUAUUUGCCUCUGCCGCCGUGUUUACUAUCAACUCCGAUGGUGACACGAUCGAUGCCAGUCAUCGAGGCUGGCAAUCGAGCGAGAUGUAUUACCGAAAAGGGGAAAAAUUGCUCUCAACAGAGAGUGGUCCACCGCGCCUCGAGUCUGUCCAGGCUAGAUUCGCGGCAGUUCAAUAUCUGCUCUCUUCGUCAAGACCGAACAAAGCUUUAUUCACGUUCGGUACGAUGGUUCAGCUCAUGCAAGCUGUGGGUAUGCAUCGUAAGACGGUCGAAAGAUCUGGCAGCACGGCUUUGGACUCAAUAAUAGUACAGAUGCACAGACGAUUGUUCUGGUGUGCUUUUACUCUAGACAAAUACUUGAGCAUUAUAAUGGGUCGUAUGCCGUUGCUUCACAUCGAUGACACCAAUCAAGCAUUGCCGAUGGCAGUGAAUGAUGAGGAUCUCACUGCUGAAGGUGUACGACAGCAGACCUCAGCGCACGGUCGAGACUGCCUUCUUCAAGCCACCCUUGCUCAUAUUAAGAUUGGUAUCGUUCUUGCCAGAGCUUCGCAAGAACAAAAUCGUCUGCCAACGGUCACUGAACGUUCCCACGUCGAAGCAGCCAUCUGUAGAGGUCUGGAAGUUCAAGAUUGGCAAUCAACGCUACCGCCAAUCUUAUCUGGCGUGAUUCACCCCAGCAGUCUCAUACCAAGUUUCAGGCGCCAACACUCUAUUCUUACUUUGGCACGUUUACAUUCUAUUAUGUUUAUCACCCGAACACUUCUCCUACGAGACCUCUCCACGAGUCUGUCCGAGUCAGAGGUUCACCAAUACCGAGAUCAACUGCGUACCUGCAUCCGUACAGCACGAGACGUCGUAGAUCUCAUCAGCAGUUCACCACAAAACCGGGUACUGUUCCCAGCAUUCUGGUUCUCGCAGUACAUUGCCUUCUCUGCGAUUUCGAUAAUUCACAUAUACAUCAUUCAGUUGAGCCGUCAUCGUAUUCCCACAGACUUAUUUGGCACAGACUUGAACAAGGGCAACAUGAUGACUGUUGAAAGCUUAUACCAGCUAGCAAAAGUGGGACAGGGCCAUCUAGCCGAAGCAGGACUCAAGAGUGCACCGGUCUGGCGAUAUGGCCCUAUCCUCGAAAGUCUC